CGUGGCAACAGCGUGUAAUAGACGCGUUCGAUCGUCUUUCUUUCUGCAUUUUUCCGCAUUCCUUUGUUAACAAGAUAUUAAUUCUUGGUUUACUCGUUUCCCAGAUUUGCUUUUUAAACCGGUUAAACAAGUUAUAGCAGUCCGGUAUCAGACGCUCGAGGCAACGCACGCAGGUAAAAAGGGGGAAGGUGAAAUGCAGCAGCACUGAGAUUAUCUCACUCUCCAGGCUAUCUUUAUCAUUUCGGGAACAUAUUUAUUUCAGACUUACGGGGUCGACUUGACGGUAGUGUGAUGGAGCCACAGAGUGGACUCCCCUCAACCAGCCAACAAGACCCCCUGCUCAGCCCUAAAUCACAUAUGGAUGUUCAGGGGUAUAAGUGGGUGCGCUGGCAGGUGUGGGUGUGUCGUCUGGCUGCCGUGCUGUCCUUGGGUCUCCUCCUGAUUGUGUUUCACUGGCGUCCGCGGCUUGCUGUCCUUGCCCGCUGCUGCUCCUGCCCCCUGGCUUUGGCAGAUAUUCUGCUAAUAAAAGACAGUUGUGGCCAGCAGCAUGUGGUGGAGGUCUCUACAGAGGAGAUGGAGGAGGGCAGUUUGGAGUUGUUGGGAGAGCUGGAGGACACUGAAUGGAGAGAUACAGUUCAGCUGUACAAGAAGGAGAAAACGCUGUUGCGCUACUACCUGUUUGAAGGACUGCGCUACAUCUGGCUGGACAGGAAAGGAGUUUUCUGUCGUGUUAGUGUCCUCAAUGAGGACUGGACCUGCAAGGACCUGUAUGGCUUCCAAAAGGGCCUGAGUCACCUGGAGCAGAACUUGAGGAGACACAUGUUUGGGCCCAACCUUAUUGAUGUGCCUGUGAAGCCUUGCAUGAAACUGCUGUUUGAGGAGGUCCUCAACCCAUUCUAUGUGUUCCAAUUGUUGAGCAUCACCCUGUGGAUGAUUGAUCAGUAUAUUAUUUAUGCCAUAUGUAUAUUCAUUAUCUCCAUUGUUUCCAUCAGUAUCUCACUUUAUGAGAUCCGCAAGCAAAGCAUCACACUUCGCAACAUGGCCCAGUUGGUCACAAAUGUCACAGUACGGAGAAGCUCAGGAGUGGAGGAGUGUGUGAGCUCGGUUGAGCUUGUCCCCGGCGACUGUCUAAUCAUCCCUCAGGAAGGUCUGCUGCUGCCCUGUGAUGCUGCCCUGCUGGCUGGGGAGUGUCUGGUCAACGAAAGCAUGCUCACAGGUGAAAGUGUCCCAGUGCUGAAAACCCCACUGCCGGCUGGUGAGGGGACGUACAGCUCAGAGACUGAGCGCAGACACACACUCUUCUGUGGUACCCAGCUCAUUCAGGCCAAAGGGGGAGGGCCGGGAGGCAGCGGUGCUGUUGCUGUGGUCACAAGCACUGGGUUUUUCACAGCCAAAGGUAACCUGGUCAGCUCCAUUUUGUAUCCUCAGCCAACCAACUUUCGCUUCUACCAAGAUUCUGCCAAGUUCCUGCUCAUCCUGGGUUUUGUUGCUUUUAUUGGCACCAUUUACAGCUUUGUGGUCCUCUUCAGAUCCAAUGCGACCUGGCUGGAGUUGGUGAUUAGGAGCCUGGAUAUUGUGACCAUCGCAGUGCCUCCCGCCCUGCCUGCUGCCAUCACCACUGGCACUAUCUACGCCCAGCACAGGCUGAAAAAGCAGGGUGUCUUCUGCAUCAGUCCACCACGCAUCAACAUCUGUGGCAAGGUCUCACUCUUCUGCUUUGACAAGACAGGAACUCUUACGGAGGAGGGUCUGGAUGUGUGGGGAGUGAUGGAGGGGGGACCUGCCGGUUUCUCAGAGCUGGUCCCAGAGCCCAGACUCCUUCCCCCAGGGCCCAUGCUCUCAGGCCUGGCCUGCUCUCACACUGUGACGCUGUUGCGAGGUCAGCCCCUUGGAGACCCUCUGGAGCUCAAGAUGGUCGAGUCCACUGGUUGGACCCUCCAGGAGCCAGAGGGAGAUGGAAAGGCGCUGGAUGCAGAGUUUGGAGGCCACAGAGUUUUGACUGUUAUGAGACCUCCUACUCAACGGUUCCAAGCUCAAGGAACUUCCACAAGCGAGGCGGUGGCCAUUGUUCAGAGGUUUCCCUUCUCCUCGGCCCUGCAAAGAAUGAGUGUGGUGACUGUAGCCCGCGGGGGACGCUCAGCUCUCGCUUUCAUCAAAGGCUCCCCAGAGAUGGUGGCUAGCCUCUGCCGAGCAGAAACUAUGCCGGCGCAAUUCUCCAGCAAACUGCACAACUUCUCCAGUGAAGGCCUCAGGGUUCUUGCACUCGCUUAUAAACCAUUAGAAGGGAAUACUGACUUUAGGACCAUUGAACGAGGGGAGGUAGAGAAAGACAUGCAGUUCUUGGGCUUGCUGAUGAUGAAGAACCUGGUGAAGCCAGAAAGUGCUACGGUUAUUAACAUCCUGAGACUGGCACAUCUUCGCAGCGUUAUGGUCACUGGGGACAACAUUUUAACAGCAGUCAGUGUAGCAAAAAGCUGUGGGAUGAUGGGGUCUGAUGAGAAGGUGAUAUUUGUCAAUGCAACCCCCCACACUGCCCAGUCCAUGCCCACCCUGAAGUUCAGCCUGGAAGACGGAGGGGCCACUGCUGCUCAAAGCUCCGUAGAGGUCAUCACUCGGUGCCUGUACCAGAGUGGUUUUGGCUCUCACUUGGCUAUUAAUGGAAAGUCCUUUGCUGCCCUCUGUGACCAUUUCCCUGAGUAUCUGCCAAAGGUUUUGUUGCGAGCCACAGUAUUUGCUCGCAUGACUCCUGACCAGAAAACCCAGCUGGUGAAGGAGCUGCAGAAACUGAACUACCGGGUGGGAAUGUGUGGGGACGGGGCCAAUGACUGUGGGGCCCUAAGAGCUGCUGAUGUCGGGGUUUCCCUGUCUGAAGCCGAGGCUUCAGUUGCUUCACCCUUCACUUCCAAGACUGAAAACAUCAGCUGUGUGCCAUUGCUUAUCAGAGAGGGUCGAUGUUCUCUGGUCACCUCCUUCAGUCUCUUUAGAUACAUGGCCCUGUACAGUCUCAUUCAGUUGUGCUCCGUCCUCAUCCUCUACACAGUGAAGACGAGCAUGGCUGACCUGGAGUUCCUGUUCUGUGACAUUUUUGUGGUGACUCUGCUGGCCAUCAUGAUGGGGAAAGGAGGCCCCAGUGAGGAGCUGCACCCCCGCAGACCCCCAGCCAGUCUGCUGGCACUGCCUGUCCUGGGCAGCCUCUUCAUCCACAUCUGCAUGAUCACCCUGGGCCAGCUGGCUGCGCUCUUCAUCACCACCUCACAGGACUGGUACAUUCCACUCAAUUCCACAGUGUAUGGAACAGCCAAUCUGCCCAACAUGGAGAACACCACUGUGUUUACCAUGUCAGGUUUCCAGUACAUCAUCAUGGCUGUGGUGGUCACCAAGGGCUACCCUCACAAGAAACCUCUGUACCACAAUGUGAUUUUCCUCUGUCUACUGUUCGUACUCUUUGCCCUGAUGACUUGGCUGGCGGUGUAUCCUGGGGCCUUUGUUUGCCAUUUUCUUCAACUAUAUGACAUCUCUGAUAUGAAUUUCAAAAUGCUGCUUGUUGCUGUGGCUGCUCUCAACUUACUCAUUUGUUUUCUUGUAGAGGUGCUAAUAGACUUGGGUAUCCUGAACUGUCUUCGAACGCUGCGUGGGAAGCGUCAGUCCAAGAAACAGUAUAAACGUCUCAACAUUCUUCUGUCUGAAUCCCCAUCAUGGCCGCCCCUCAAUCAAACCCUUUUCCCCACAGAUCACACAGUCAUCGGCCUGAGCUAGCAUCUACUUGCCCCUCUAUUGGACACUGUCAGUCACCCAAGCCAAACAAUGCUGUGCAUGUCUGAGCUACACCCAACUUGACCAACAAUGCAAAGUCAUGUUUACCUGUAUUAAUAAAGUAUUUUUUUUUUAUGUAA
Messenger RNA from Siniperca chuatsi (mandarin fish), 3893 nucleotides. It is a transcript of the gene atp13a2, whose product is annotated as ATPase cation transporting 13A2. Gene Ontology annotation, cellular component: membrane. Gene Ontology annotation, biological process: intracellular calcium ion homeostasis; autophagosome-lysosome fusion; regulation of autophagosome size. The record is from RefSeq and is a predicted model, not a curated record. NCBI's taxonomy places the organism in Eukaryota, Metazoa, Chordata, Actinopteri, Centrarchiformes, Sinipercidae. The coding region runs from base 292 to 3756 and encodes 1154 amino acids. Gene Ontology annotation, molecular function: P-type ion transporter activity; ATPase-coupled monoatomic cation transmembrane transporter activity; ATP binding. The transcript has 29 exons.